AGCCUGCUCAAGGUAAAUCGAAGGGGUGGGAACAGCAUGAGAUGGCCCUUUGUCUCCGAGACUUUAGACGGAGCAGGAAUUGGGAACAAAUUGGCCCUGGUUUGGAGCCACAACCCUGCUGCUUGUUCUCUGUGUGAUCCCAGGCAAAUAGAUGCGUCUUUCUGAAAAAGCCUCCUCAAAAGAUGUUGUCAGACAGCUGUGUCAAGAAAGCUUUUCCAGUUCAGCCCUUGGCUCAAAAAAACUCUUGGAUAUUACAUGUUCCAGCUUGUCUGUGACCCAGGAGGAGGCAGAGGAACUGCUCCAGGCUCUGCACCGCCUCACUAGGUUGGUGGCAUUCCGUGACUUGUCUUCUGCCGAGGCGAUUCUGGCUCUCUUUCCAGAAAAUUUCCACCAAAACCUCAAAAACCUACUGACAAAGAUCAUCCUAGAACAUGUGUCUACUUGGAGAACCGAAGCCCAGGCAAAUCAGAUCUCUCUGCCACGCCUGGUGGAUCUGGACUGGAGAGUGGAUAUCAAAACCUCCUCAGACAGCAUCAGCCGCAUGGCCGUCCCCACCUGCCUGCUCCAGAUGAAGAUCCAGGAAGAUCCCAGCCUAUGUGGAGACAAACCCUCCAUCUCAGCUGUCACCAUGGAGCUGAGCAAAGAAACACUGGAUACCAUGUUAGAUGGCCUGGGCCGCAUCCGAGAUCAGCUCUCUGCCGUGGCCAGUAAAUGAUCCAGCCAGCUGCCAGUGCCACUGCCAUGACCCAGUUGCUCAUGAGCGACAGAAGUCUCCCACAUGCAGGAUGCCCUUGCAGCUGCAGCUGAUAACAGGCAGGAUGGUGGGGAUAGCAGGGGACUACUGCCAUCCAGAAGUUACAGUUGGAUUGAGAGGAAGCAGCCAGACCCCCUGCUGUUCUCCUCACGCAUCUUUCUCUUGAAGCUGGAGAGCAGAAGCUCCCAUCUUUGAAAAGCUCCUGAGUACAACUUCAUUACCACCAUGGCCAAGUGAGGGAACAUUUGCAUCCUCAGUUGCCUCUGUAUAUAGCUCUUUGGGAAAUUCAGGCCCAAAUCAUGCAGCUUAUCCAAUAAGUUUAUUUCCAACAUUAGCUCUAAUUAGUUCAUUUCCAGUCCCAGAAUACAUGGAGGGAAUCAGGCAGGUGAUGCCACCAGUUCCCCCUCUGUCAGAGCUCUAAGCCAGGAAGAACCCACAGAGCAUGGUCUAUCCAGAGUGUCCCCUGAUCUCCCUCCACCCCACGGGACCCCUUCUUUAGUGUAGGAAGUCUGAAAUGGGUGCUAAUUCCCUUCUUCAUGAAACCAGGGCCCCCUUUCUUCAUAUAAUGCAGCCACUCCUGGGGGAAGAAGUGGGAAAAAUUGGAAAUAAACAAUAGUUCUAAAACUUC
This is a messenger RNA of Sapajus apella (tufted capuchin), 1382 nucleotides long. RefSeq names its product COMM domain containing 9 (gene COMMD9). The coding region runs from base 152 to 715 and encodes 187 amino acids. The transcript has 6 exons. The record is from RefSeq and is a predicted model, not a curated record. NCBI's taxonomy places the organism in Eukaryota, Metazoa, Chordata, Mammalia, Primates, Cebidae.